CAGGCAAUUUUUCUGGUUUCCCUACAAACGAGAAGGGGAGAGAGUUCAUUCAGGCCCUGCGAGAGGACCUGGUACUUUAGUUCUAAAGCUCUCGUUUCCUCGGGGAACAGAAUUGCUACACGCAGUAGGUGCGUUGUCUUUAGUCUUCCCCGUUCCCUCUGGGAGCCGGAAGGGGUUAAACCUUAGGCUCCGGCGUCGCGGGAGAAGUUAUAGUUAUUUAAUAUGUUUCCACUGACUGAGGAAAAUAAGCAUGUGGCCCAGUUGUUACUCAGUACUGGUACCUGUCCAAGAUGUAUCUUCAGAUUCUGUGGUGUGGAUUUUCAUGCACCUUACAAACGUCCCUACAAGGAGUUGCUCAAUGAACUACAGAAAUUUUUGGAAACUGAAAAAGAGGAAUUAAUUUCGGAUGUUCCAAACCCACCUCCCAAGAAAAUUCGACUACAAGAACUAGAAGAUGGGAUUGAUGGGAUUGAUAAUCUGAGUCAAAAUGGAGAGGGGAGGGUCUCCAUUUUGGAAGAUGGUAGCAUUGCUUCUAAGAACUCAAAUUUAAAUGUAUGCAAUGUAUGUCUAGGAAUUCUUCAAGAAUUCUGUGAAAAAGAGUUCAUUAAAAAGGUGUGCCAAAAAGUUGAGGCCUCUGGUUUUGAAUUUACCAACUUGGUAUUUUCAGUCUCCUUCCCACCACAGCUAUCUGUAAGAGAGCAUGCUGCAUGGUUGCUGGUAAAACAGGAAAUGGGAAAGCAGAAUCUGUCUCUGGGAAGAAAUGAUAUAGUUCAGCUAAAAGAAGCCUACAAAUGGAUAACUCACCCCCUGUUUUCAGAGGAACUGGGUGUUCCCAUUGAUGGAAAGAGCUUGUUUGAAGUGAGUGUGAUCUUUGCUCACCCAGAAACAGUUGAGGAUUGCCACUUCCUACGUGCAAUAUGCCCAGAUUGCUUCAAGCCAGCCAAAAACAAACAGUCAGUGUUCACUAGAAUGGCAGUUGUGAAAGCGUUGAAUAAGAUAAAAGAAGAGGAUUUCCGCAAGCAGUUUCCUUGUCCUCCAAACUCACCAAAGGCUGUAUGCACUGUUCUUGAAAUUGAGUGUGCUCAUGGUGCUGUUUUUGUGGCUGGGAGAUAUAAUAAAUAUUCCAGGAAUCUACCGCAAACUCCUUGGAUAAUUGAUGGAGAAAGGAAGCUGGAAUCUUCAGUGGAAGAAUUAAUUUCAGACCAUCUUUUGGCAGUAUUCAAAGCAGAGAGUUUUAAUUUUUCCUCCUCUGGAAGAGAAGAUGUAGAUGUGAGAACAUUAGGAAAUGGAAGGCCCUUUGCAAUUGAGCUGGUGAAUCCUCAUAGAGUACAUUUCACUUCACAAGAAAUUAAGGAACUUCAGCAGGUAAACCACUUCAUGACAUGGAAAUCGUCAUGUUUCUGCAACUCUGUAACUGAACUAGAGUUGCUAAUUGUUUUUCUUUUUCUGCUACUACAGAAAAUUAAUAAUUCGUCUAACAAAAUCCAAGUCCGUGACUUGCAGCUUGUCACAAGAGAGGCAAUAGGACAUAUGAAAGAAGGUGAAGAAGAAAAGACCAAAUCCUACAGUGCCUUAAUAUGGACAAAUAAAGCCAUACAGAAAAAAGACAUUGAAUUCCUAAAUGACAUAAAGGACUUAAAGAUUGACCAGAAAACACCCCUCCGAGUCCUGCAUCGGAGGCCCUUGGCUGUGAGAACUCGCAUCAUUCACUCCAUGGAGACGCGUUAUGUGGAUGAACAUCACUUCCACCUCUACCUGAAGACUCAAGCUGGCACCUACAUUAAAGAGUUUGUACAUGGAGACUUUGGGAGAACCAAGCCGAACAUUGGCUCUCUAAUGAAUAUGACUGCAGACAUUCUUGAGCUGGAUGUUGAGUCUGUAGAUGUUGACUGGCCCCCUGCUCUGGAUGACUAGCUUUCAAACUUGGAAACACAGAGUAGGGUUUUCGUGGCACGAUGUGGACAUCCAUUCAGCAUACACUGUAUGAUGGCUGUUUACUCACCAUAACAGUGUCUUGGAAACCAUUUGGAUCAUGUUGAUCUAUAUAUUUUAACAUUUGUUGUAACAUCUCAGGAUCUAUAUAUGUGUAUAUUUUGUGUUAAAUGUUCUAAGGAUAUCUUAUGAUUUUUCUUGUUCCCUCUCCAACCCCCACAAGCCAAACUAUGAAUAAUGGAAACAUUCUCUUAAUUAUUCCAUUUAGAGAAGUACACAAACAGGAUGCAUUCUGAUAAUCUGAGAAGCUAGAAUUUCUUUCAGAACAAUUUCCCUGCACAAGACAUACCACCUUCAAAAUCAUGUUCUAAAUUUGUUAAAUGAUCUUGACAAAAGAUCUAGAUUUAUACACAGGACAGUAUCCUAUAAUAUCCUAAGAUAUCAAAUGUAAAUCUGACAUCAUUGAUAUUUUUCCCGGUAAACUUCAAGCAAGCCGUUGUCAACAGAAGUACUCUUUGGUAUAAUCUGUCACAAAUCUUAAUGGCUUCAAGUUACUAUUUUGACAACCUAAAAAAAUCAAUACCUUUCCUGGGGAGGGAAAGUGAAACUUAGGAAUUGAGGUGUACCCUGGUAAGAGACUUCCAUAAAUCUUUUAAAUAAGGAGACACAAGUGCCUUCAGUAAUUUCAACCCCAGGGAUAAGAUUUUGAAAAAUUAAGAUUGCUAAACAAUCUGAUAUAUUCCAGAGUGCUUCAAUAUAUUAUCCAAUUUCCCACAUUUGCAUCAAGUGGAUAGGAUUUCAUCAUUUCCAUUUUAUAAAUAUGAAAACCAAAGAAUGGAAGUUAAAUGAUUUGUCUAAAAUUGUUAGUUACUUCCUUAGGAGGGGCUAAAACUGAAGUGUCCUGGUCUUUAAGGUCCUUUCUUAAUAAACCUUGUUAUUGAGCACCCACUGUGUAAAGGAGGCACCUGAGAAUGUCAUUUAAAUGCACUAACCAUGAGAAUUGACUUUUAGAAUUCAGAUGCCAAAUCAAGGAGCUUACCAAAAAAAUAGCCCAAGUGUAUUUCAUAUGAUCUCAUAUGAUGACCAUUUGUUAGUAAGUUGGUACUAUGAAGAGAGAACAGGAAAUAAGCCAAACCUAAAGAAAAUGGAUGGGUCAUUAAGAGGAAUGUUUCAGCAAUAUCAUUAAAAUUUGAGAUUUAAGUAUAAUUUGUCACCCUGAUUCAACUAUCUGAGCUUAUUUUAAAACACAUGUGACUUGGAUGGUAUUGGAUUAUUGUUUUCCAUCUCUUCAUUAAACCUACUUCAUAGAUACCAAGAUGUAUUAUUCAUUUUAGAAAUCAGGAAAAUUAUCUAAUUGACAUGAAGUUCCGUAUGUGAAUACUAGCAAAAACUUUUUUCACUAUUUUCAAUGCCAGAAAGUGAGAAAGGGAUAAUGGAAAUAAACUUCUGAUAAACAGGUAAGAAAUUUUGUGUGUUUCUCCAUUUCUGGGGAAGUUUUGCCACAAAAGAUUUAAAUAAUUUGGGAGAUGGUCUUUUGCAUGUUUCUUGUGGCUCAGCCUUGAAUUUAGUGGAAUCUCUAAACUGGAAAAAUUAAGAACUUCCUUAACAGAUUUCUAUUUCUUAAAUUCCUAUUCCUGACAUGCAAAGUUUUAAGCAAAAACAUUAGCUGUUCAUACUUUAUUUAUUCCAUAUGUUCAUAUAUUAUGAGACACAGGUUGUUAAAAGUUAACGUUAGGUCUUUGUGUUAUGCAGAGCUGGGAAUAUUAAGUAAUGAGUGCUACAGUUUCACUUUUGCCGAUAUAAAAUUAUUUUUAGUUUUGUGAUAUCCCCUCAUAGCUUUGUUUAAAUUAAGUCUUUAAUAACACUUAAAGAAAGGGCCUAUUGUACUUCUUAGUAUUUCUUUGUUCCAAAUAUAGUCUGUGAUUUAGUUUAGGAAAAACAACUCUGAAUACCUGGAAAAGAAAAAAAGAAAAAAAAAAAUAUCCCAAGUAAGAUAACUGGUGACAUUAACAAGUUAUAUGAAAGAAACUUGGAAGUUAAAUUUCCAUUUCCAAAGAGAAAAACAUUUUACUUAGGCUGAUCUUUUCUUUUGGAUCUUUAUCCUUGAUUAUUAAGCCCAUGUAAAGAGAAUGAGCUUUGACACAAGCUUUUUGGAUUUUCUGAAAUGGUACCCCCCUCCUUUUUUUUUUUUUUUUUUUUUUUUUUUUUUUUAUUUUGAGAGAGAGAAAGUCAUACGGGAGGGGCAGAGAGAGAGGGAGAGAGAGAAUCCCAAGCAGGCUCUGAACUGUUAGCACAGAGCCUGACAUGGGGCUCAAACUCACAAACUGUGAGAUCAUGACCUGAGCAGAAAUCAGGAGUCAAAUGCUUAAGUGACUGAGCCCCCUAGGUGCUGCUUUUUUUAUUAUGGAGAAAAAAAAAAAUACCGCUUUUAUACUAUUUAUUUUCAUUUUGAAAUAAUUUCAAAUUUACAGGAAAGUUGCAAGAAAAGUACAAAGAACCUUUCCCCCUAAACCAUUGAGCCAGUGAUGCUUCAUCACCCUGAAUACUUUAGUGUGUAAUUUCUACAAACAAGGAAAUUCUUCUUCGCCACAACAGAACCAUCAACUCAGAAGUUCACAUAGAUAUUACGACUGCGUA
This is a messenger RNA of Panthera uncia (snow leopard), 4569 nucleotides long. It is a transcript of the gene PUS10, whose product is annotated as pseudouridine synthase 10. Bases 223 to 1914 code for a protein of 563 amino acids. Lineage: Eukaryota; Metazoa; Chordata; Mammalia; Carnivora; Felidae. Gene Ontology annotation, molecular function: pseudouridine synthase activity; RNA binding. The record is from RefSeq and is a predicted model, not a curated record. The transcript has 17 exons. Gene Ontology annotation, biological process: tRNA pseudouridine synthesis.